AUGCCAUCUUGCAAACGACGCCAACUCGGACAGGAAGCAAGACCCAAGCUCGCCUAUCAUGAAUAUACUGUGGGUUGGAUAUGCGCCAUACCCACGGAAUACGCCGCGGCGCAGGCGCUUUUGGACGAAGAGCAUGCGUAUCCACAUGAUCUGCACCCAAACUCGAGUGACAGGAACUACUACGCAUUCGGCAGAAUUGGGUCACAUGACGUUGUGAUGACCGUCUUAGCGGAGAUGGGAAUUGCAGCCGCUGCAACGACUGCAGCGAAUAUGGAACGCACCUUUCCCAAUAUUGGGAUCCGAUUGAUGGUGGGAAUCGGCGGUGGCGCUCCGACUCGAAACAAUGACAUCCGCCUUGGGGAUGUCGUCGUCAGUACUGUUCAUAAUGGGAAGAGCAGUGUGUUUCAAUACGACUUUGGGAAAGAUAUACAGGGUCAGAGCUUCCAACAAAUUGGCGUCUUAGAUCAGCCACCUCAGCGCUUGCGUGCGGCAGCCGUUGGACUUCGGGCUCGGCAUAUGAGAGAUGGGCACAAAAUCGAAGAGACGAUCAACGGUCUUCUUCAUAAUAAGCCGAGUUUGAGGAGCCACUUUGCCCGACCAAGUUCAGACAGCGACAAGCUGUACAAAAGCACUUUUGUUCACCCUGGGAACUCUACAGAAACCUGCGCUGCAGCUUGUCGGCAUGAUCCCUCAAACCUCGUCGAGAGAUCUCCACGAAACGGAGACAAGUUGGUUGUCCAUUAUGGCACAAUAGCUUCAGCCAAUCAGGUCAUGAAGAACGCUGAGACUCGGGAUAAACUUGCGGCCAAAUAUCACGUCUUAUGCCUUGAAAUGGAAGCUGCAGGAUUGAGCAAUUACUUCCCUUGCUUAGUUGUUCGCGGCAUAUGCGAUUACUCGGAUUCCCACAAGAACAAGGAAUGGCAAGGAUAUGCAGCAAUGACUGCUGCUACGUAUGUGAAAGAUCUUCUUUACGAGCUCACUCCUCUGUGUUCUUCGUCUCCCGUUCUUACCUCAACUGAGUUUCAAGACCCAAAGGCUGCAGCUGAUAGAGAAAGGCUAAGCGACGAGCAGUGGGAGAAGCUGUUGAAUUCAUUGAGAUUCGACCAGAUUGAUGCCCGGCAAAUGACAAUCAAAAAGGCGCACUCUAAGACCUGCAAGUGA
This is a messenger RNA of Colletotrichum navitas, 1161 nucleotides long. RefSeq names its product nucleoside phosphorylase domain-containing protein. NCBI's taxonomy places the organism in Eukaryota, Fungi, Ascomycota, Sordariomycetes, Glomerellales, Glomerellaceae. Gene Ontology annotation, biological process: nucleoside metabolic process. The coding region runs from base 1 to 1161 and encodes 386 amino acids. Gene Ontology annotation, molecular function: catalytic activity. The record is from RefSeq and is a predicted model, not a curated record. The transcript has a single exon.